Molecule: messenger RNA, 1965 nt
Organism: Vicia faba (fava bean)
Lineage: Eukaryota; Viridiplantae; Streptophyta; Magnoliopsida; Fabales; Fabaceae
Source: the annotation of a GenBank genome assembly
AUGCUAGCUCCCUCUCUCCCCACCAACAUCCCUUCUCACCUUGGUCUCAGGCUUCUCAGAGCAACCUUAAAUGUUCGAGAUUUCAACCGUGCCCGCCAACUGUUCGAUAAUAUUCUUCAACCAGAUCCCACAACUUGUUCAACUCUGAUUUCAGCUUUAACUGCUCAUGGACUUCCAAAUGAGGCCAUAAAUAUCUUCGCUUCAUUGCGGGCACGUGGGAUCAAUCCCCAGAAACCAGUGUUCUUGGCUGUUGCCAAAGCUUGUGCUGCUUCCGGUGAUGCCUUGAGAGUCAAGGAAGUUCAUGCUGAUGCGGCUCGGUGUGGGGUGACGUCUGAUGUUUUUGUUGCUAAUGCAUUGAUUCAUGCAUAUGGUAAAUGUAAAUGUGUUGAGGGUGCAAGACGUGUUUUUGAUGAUUUGGUUGUUAGAGAUGUGGUUACUUGGACCUCGUUGUCCUCUUGCUAUGUUAAUUGUGGAUUUCCACGGAAGGGUUUGAAUGUUUUUUGUGAAAUGGGAUGGAAUGGGGUGAAACCAAAUCCGGUGACUUUGUCUAGCAUUUUACCUGCGUGCUCGGAAUUGAAAAUUUUGAAAUCGGGUAAAGCAAUUCAUGGAUUUGCAGUGAGGCAUGGGAUGAUAGAAAAUGUGUUUGUUUGCAGUGCACUUGUGAGCUUGUAUGCAAAAUGUCUAAGUGUAAGAGAAGCUCGAGCGGUAUUUGAUUUAAUGCCUCGUCGAGAUGUUGUGUCUUGGAAUGGAGUUUUAACAGCAUAUUUCUCGAACAAAGAAUAUGAGAAGGGUUUCUCCCUGUUUUUGCAGAUGAGCAGAGAUGGAGUCAAAGCAGAUGAAGCUACAUGGAAUGCUGUUAUUGGUGGAUGCAUGGAGAAUGGACGGACAGAGGAGGCAGUGGAGAUGCUUAGGAAGAUGCAAAAAAUGGGAUUUAAACCUAAUGAAAUAACAAUUAGUAGUAUCUUACCAGCUUGCUCUUUUUCAGAAAGCUUGAGAAUGGGCAUGGAGAUACACUGCUAUGUCUUGAGGCAUUGGAAAGUUGGAGACUUGACAAGCACAACAGCUCUAUUAUAUAUGUAUGCUAAAUGUGGCGACUUGAAUCUUUCAAGGAAUGUCUUCAAUAUGAUGCGUAGAAAAGAUGUUGUUGCUUGGAACACAAUGAUCAUUGCAAAUGCGAUGCACGGGGAUGGAAAAGAAGCGCUUUUUCUCUUUGAUAAGAUGCUACUAUCAAGGAUCAAGCCCAAUCCUGUUACUUUUACUGGUGUUCUAUCUGGUUGUAGCCAUUCAAGCCGUGCUGGUCACCUCAACGAGGCAUACAAGUUUAUACAGAGAAUGCCCAUGGAACCAACUGCCAGUGCUUGGGGAGCACUCCUUGGUGCUUGUAGGGUUUAUAAGAAUGUGGAGUUGGCGAAAAUUUCAGCUAAGAAACUAUUCGAGAUUGAGCCUAACAACCCUGGAAAUUAUGUUUCUUUAUUCAACAUUCUUGUUACUGCCAAACUGUGGAGCGAGGCUUCAAAAAUCAGAAUAUUAAUGAAAGAAAGAGGAAUUGCAAAAACACCAGGAUGUAGUUGGCUUCAAGUGGGAAAUAGAGUUCACACUUUUGUUGUUGGAGAUAAAAGUAAUAUGGAAAGUGAUAAACUCUAUAACUUUUUGGAUGAGUUGGUUGAGAAGAUGAAAAUGGCUGGAUAUAAGCCCGACACUGAUUAUGUUCUGCAAGAUAUUGAUCAAGAGGAAAAAGCUGAAAGUCUUUGUAACCACAGUGAGAAGCUUGCCGUUUCCUUUGGGAUACUUAAUUUGAAUGGACAGUCGACAAUACGGGUUUUUAAGAAUUUGAGAAUCUGUGGUGAUUGUCACAAUGCCAUUAAGUAUAUGUCUAAGGUUGUUGGUAUUGUGAUUGUUGUCAGAGACUCCUUGAGGUUUCAUCACUUCAAAAAUGGAAAUUGUUCUUGUAAAGACUUAUGGUGA